Molecule: messenger RNA, 4356 nt
Organism: Cuscuta campestris
Lineage: Eukaryota; Viridiplantae; Streptophyta; Magnoliopsida; Solanales; Convolvulaceae
Source: the annotation of a GenBank genome assembly
AGACUGUAUUAUUAGCGAACACGUCAUUGUCAGUAGGUAAAUUGAAUCUAUCUUUGUUGUACAAAUUUUGACGGAGGAUAAUUACCCUUUUUCAAAAGUCACGUUUUCAGAGCCUAUAUAUAUCACGAUUGUGGCCAGAGCAUUUCACAUUCUCACAUUAUGGAAGGAACAUCUCGAACUUUUCCUUACACCAUAAAAUUCGUUGGUUUACUUGGUAGUCAUUCUCUUGGUAGAAAUCCAAAGUUCAUGGCUACGGCGGUGGAUUUAGGAAGUGAAUUGGUAAGGCAAAAAAUUAGACUUACCUAUGGAGGGGGCAACGUUGGCCUUCAAGGAGUUGUUGCUUCAACAGUCUAUACCAAUGGUGGUAUAGUUAGAGGCUUCAUACCAGGGUACAUAGCAGCACGACAGGUCUACGGACCUAUGUAUGGUGCAGAAUACACAGUUUCAAGCAAUUACUAUAAGCAUUUCGAGAUGAAUCAUGUAGUGGAGGCCUUCAUUGUACUUCCUGGAGGGAUUGAUACUAUGGAAGGUUUGUUCACUUUGAUCUCAUGGGCAUCUGAAGGAUGCGAGUAUGGCAUGAGCAAGGCUCUUGCAAUAAAAAGAGAUAAAGGGAAAGUGUACCAAUUCCUGAUGGGACUGGACAAUGAAGGUUAUGGAAGUAUCAGAUCCAUUAUUAUAAGCAUUGAACCCCUAGCACCAUUGAGCCGUGUCUACUCGACCAUAAUCCUGCAAGAGGGAAUCUUGGAAAUCACAGAGGAAGAAGAACGGAAUCUGGCUGCGAGUGAAAGCACUCCUGCCAUCCCAUUGAUGAUGUCGAGCAUGGAGACGACCUUUGCUCCGAUCACCACUGUAGGAUCGAUUGGCAUGAUCCCCAUCAUGUCAACCCCUACUCCUACGCCGACGACAACAAUGUUCCCAGGCUCGAUAACAACGCCUGGUGGAGCAUUCACACCUCACCCGUCAGCUUGGGCUCAGUUUGCUGCUGACCCGGCAAAUGCUCAGCCUCUACAGGGCUAUCAACAGGUCGAUGAGGCGGAGCAAGAGGCGGCCCGCAGGAGGAAGGGUAAGGCUAUAGCCAAACCCAGCAAGACUCGAGAUUCGGCGUUCAAACGCCUAGGGGACAAAGAGCAUGGACCCCGCAAGUAUGCCAAGCUACGUCUUGGUCCUGAGAUGGGCCGGACUAGCGCAAUGGAAAGACAUAGCGGGAGUCAUCACGCCCAAUCUCGUCGUUCUAGGGAAUCUGAGACGAUUCACCAAGACGAGGAGGAAGCAGAAAGCCAGCCGAGGGCGUCGGCAUAUACCAGGCUCUCAUACGAUGAGGAUGAUCUGGACAAGAUAGGGAGCGUGGCAAGGAAACUACGUGCCCUGGAGGAAAAGGUGGAAGAGAAGGCGGGAGCGAAAAAGCACACCUUGGCUAAAUUUCCCUUUUCGACCAGGGUACAUGCGCAGAGGUUGAGGCGGAAGAUUAAGCUGGACGUGGAGAAAUUCACAGGAAAGGAGGAUCCAAACGUCCACCUUGACACCUUCCACAAUGCAGCACAGAUGGCCGGGUGCACUGAUGCUGAGGAAUGCCUACUCUUCUUCUCAUCCUUGAGAGGGAGGCCAGUGGAAUGGCCAUGGACGGAGAAGUGGUGUACCUACCACCAAUCUGACUCCCACAAUACGGUGGAUUGCCGAAAUGUCAAGGCUGUGCUCAAGGAGAUGGCCUUGAAAGGAGAGCUUGGGGAAGGUUACGCGACGGGUAAUAAGAAGGACCCGAAAGCGAACACCUGGACCCGUCAUCAGGGAAAAGACCAGGGAAGGAGAAAAUCCGGGAAGGAUAACAACAAUCCGGAUAAAGAAUUCAUUGAGAUGAUUGUCGGUGGCCCGGAAGGCAGGGACACUGCCUCCCAGCGGAAGAGCUGGGCCAGGAGCUUACACGUAGCGGUGGUUUCCUUGGAACCACAAGGAAAGCAGGCAAGAAGGGAACCUAUCACUUUCACUGAUAGGGAUCUGCCCAGGACGGGGGAAGAUCACAAUGACCCUUUGGUCAUUACAAUGGACAUCAACGGGGCUGAGCUUGACAGGUCCAUGUUGAGGCCAUUGCAAACUCCAUUGUCAGGCUUCACUGGAGCUAGCAUAGAAGCGGAAGGUCAGAUAACCUUACCGGUUACCUUGGGGUCAGGUAACAGGACAGUGACCAAACAAAUGAGAUUUGUUGUGGUUGACAUCAAAUGUGUGCAUAAUGCCAUUCUGGGUAGGCCUGGAAUCAACCAGGUCAGGGCUAUUAUUUCCAUGGCACACUUAUGCAUGAAGUUUUACACUCCCAAUGGAAUCGGGGAGGAAAGGGGUGAUCAAAAGAAUGCCCGGUCCUGCUACCUGGAAGCAGUCAAGAAGAUGACCUGCCAGUUCGAUCAAAUUGAAUUGGUCUCUAAGCAGGUAGACAAGGGUGAGGAGAAGGCUAGGAUUGAGCCGGAUGCAAACAUGGAGGAGAUCCAGAUUGAUGCCUCCAAUCCUGAGAGGAAGGUCAAAAUUGGGGCUGAUCUUCAGGAAGAGCUAAGGACUGAGAUUGUCCAGGUGUUGACCAGGUAUAAAUCAUUAUUUGCCUGGAGUGUUGCUGAUAUGCCCGGGAUUGACCGGUCAGUCAUUUGCCAUCGUCUCUCUGUUCUUGAGGGGUCUAGGGCUGUAAGACAGAAGAAGAGAUUUUUGGCAAACCUGGACGGAUUAGGGUGUUACACCCUCUACCUCUACUUAGGGGUUACUCAAAUGGCUGUUAGCUCGGUCUUGAUGAGGGAUGAUGGGGUCCAGAGGCCCAUCUAUUAUGUAAGCAAGGCCUUAAAUGGGGCAGAAAGUAGGUACACUCCUACGGAGAAGGCAGGGUACGCACUUUUCAUAACAGCGAAGGAACUCACGUCGUACUUCCAAGCCCAUCCCAUUGUCGUAUUGUCUGACCUACCAUUGGGCACGGUCAUGAGGGAUUCCACUUCAUCGGGAAGGAUGAUCAAAUGGGCCAUGAUGCUUACCCAAUUCAACAUUGAAUAUCGUCCGAGGACGGCAAUAAAAGGGCAGGUUGUGGCUGAAUUUCUUGUGGAGAUGACGGGUCACCAGGAAGAAGAACCGGCUAGGGCCAUCACCGAACCUUGGUGGUCCAUGUCGGUAGAUGGAGCCUCUAGACCGAAAGGUUACGGGGGAGGCGUAGUAUUCACAACUCCAGAAGGGUUCAAAUUAUAUCAUGCCUUGAUCUUUAAUUUCAAGCUCACAAACAAUGAAGCGGAGUAUGAAGCAUUGAUAGGGGGUCUGAGACUGGCCAAAACCCUACAAAUCACAUGCCUCAGAAUCAAAUCCGAUUCAAGCUUGGUGGUAGGCCACAUCAAUGGCAACAUGGAGGCCAAGGGAGAGAAGAUGCAAAAGUACAGGGGCUUGGCAAAGGCACUAUUGAAGGACUUGGUUGAAUAUGUGAUGGAACAAAUCCCUAGGGGGGAGAACACCGAUGCUGACUUACUAUCAAAAUUGACGCAAGCAGCCCCGGAACAUGUCUCAAAAUUGGCCAGGAUUGAGAUGCUAGAGAAGGCUAGCAUUGAAGGGCUUUCUGUUAGCCUGAUUGAGGAAGAUGGACAACCCAAUCUAGGCCUGGUGUUACCAGAUGAUAUUUGGAUGGAUGACUUGGUCAAGUAUUACAUGACCGGGAAAUUCCCUGAGGAUGAGGAAAGGCUGUUUGGUAUCUUGGACAUUGCUCGGCAUAAAGAUAUUGAUAAUCUUGAUGAAGUUGUGGAUCCAUACGCACUUGUGCAUGCCGUGCACGAGCGGGCUGUAGAGACCAUCCGAGAAGCUGGGUAUGGCCAGAUGCUUUCUCACCCAGUCCAGGCUCUAGCAUAUGAGCCGGUGGUAAUGCCUCGAAGACCUGAUAGACGUCGAGACACACCAAUGCGUGGCAGACCUCCUCGAAGGCAACGCCAAGAAAGACAAUCAGAUGAGGAGAUAGAGGAUGAUGAUCUGGACACAUACAUUUCCGACCAUACCCCACACGUCCCCCAGGCUUCACCAUCACUAUAUACACCUGCUAUCCUACAACCACCAUUCGGGGAUGUGGCGUCCUUUUCACACGCUCCACCACCCAGAGUUCCGUCAGAUACCCUAUUUGAAGACUAUUUUCGCAAUUGACUCAAGAUAAUGAGAUACAAGAUCCUCUUGAGCAAAGUACACCAUUGGUUCAUCAUCGGCGACCACGACAAAUACGCGAUAGGCGGUGCGGUACGGGAAGUCACUUCAUAGUUCCAGGACAUUCACUCGACAAUGACUACGACUCGUAGACAUUUUUUAGAUUAUCAUUUUAGUAAUUAUGUUAGAUUUUAAAAAUAAUAAUUUUUGUUUUACAUU